GAACGCGCGUACUUUACGUUCAGCCUCCACUGGGGAGAUUUGGCGGGCAGUACUUCAGUGUAAUUUGGAUUUCUUGUUGUGCAUGCUUUUAACUGGGAACCGAAGAAUGUUAGAAUAACGGUCUAGCAAACUUUUUCCAAGUAAGCAAACUUUUUCCAGCCCUAACGACGAAAAGACGUUACUUCUGAAGGGGAACCACCCCUUGACUGGCAAAUUGCUGAUUUUGUGCCUUCUGUGUUUGUGUGCCAAAAACAAAGGAAGAACUAUAAACCAAAGUGCAGGCUGGAGCUACAGGGCAAUGAAGGAAGGGAACAUCAGGAUGAUGAUGUUACCAUGGAGGCUGUUGCUAAGACUGACACAGCAAAGAGUGACCAUCUAAUAGAGCCAUGCAGGUUUGUGAUGAGAACCCGCUCUGACAACUCUUUGGUCCGCCUGACUCAAGCGUUUGCUCAGAUGCUGAAUCGCUCUUCAGAUGGCGUCCUGGACCUCAACCUGGCCUCGUCGGUGCUCGGCGUGCACAAGAGACGACUGUACGACAUCAUCAACGUCUUGGAAGGGAUCAAUCUAAUUGAGAGGAUCUACAAAAACCACUACAAGUGGCUAGGUGCGCCCAUGGAUGAAGGAGUCAUUAUAGGUUUGAGGGCUCUCGUCGAUGCGGAGGAGGCGCUGGAUCAGCUGAUCCAAAGCAGCACCAAAGCCAUCAAAGAGCUCAAUGAGGACAAUGACCACCAGAAAUUUGCGUAUUUGACCUACAAGGAUAUCAGCAGUAUUCCGAGUCUGGAAGGGCAGACAGUGAUUGUGAUCAAAGCUUCCUCUUCGACUGAAAUACAGGUGCCACAUCCAGAUGAGGGCUUCCAGAUCUACAUCAGUAGCACCAAUGAGCCCAUCGACGUUUUCUUCUGCUCCGAUAACCCGGUUCCAAAGGAAUUCACCUACCCACACUAAUGGAGACUUCCAGCUAACCACCUGCAGGAAAGACUUCUUUACUCCUUGGCCUCCAUCCUCCUCUCCUCAGACGUCCUCUAAAAGUCCGCAGGU
Molecule: messenger RNA, 1038 nt
Organism: Cyprinodon tularosa
Lineage: Eukaryota; Metazoa; Chordata; Actinopteri; Cyprinodontiformes; Cyprinodontidae
Gene: e2f3
Product: E2F transcription factor 3
Exons: 6
Coding region: 334-945 (203 amino acids)
Biological process (GO): regulation of transcription by RNA polymerase II
Cellular component (GO): RNA polymerase II transcription regulator complex
Molecular function (GO): protein dimerization activity; DNA-binding transcription factor activity, RNA polymerase II-specific; RNA polymerase II cis-regulatory region sequence-specific DNA binding
Source: RefSeq, a predicted model, not a curated record